This is a messenger RNA of Pecten maximus, 2291 nucleotides long. RefSeq names its product tetratricopeptide repeat protein 30A-like. Gene Ontology annotation, molecular function: protein binding; intraciliary transport particle B binding. Gene Ontology annotation, cellular component: axonemal microtubule; intraciliary transport particle B. The coding region runs from base 90 to 2033 and encodes 647 amino acids. The transcript is spliced from 16 exons. NCBI's taxonomy places the organism in Eukaryota, Metazoa, Mollusca, Bivalvia, Pectinida, Pectinidae. The record is from RefSeq and is a predicted model, not a curated record. Gene Ontology annotation, biological process: intraciliary transport.
UGCAUUCCAGAAGCAGUUGCUAAUGCUAACUUCAUAGAACAGCUUUAGGCUCUAACAGUUUUAUUUGUUUUGUCUGCUAAGUUUCGGGCAUGGCGCAUUUGCAGGUGAAAGAAGGGGAAUUUACCUCAACUAUAUACGGAAUGAUCAGGGAACAACGAUACAAUGAAGCUGUACAAAUUCUCAACAACCAGUUACAAAGUCAUCAGAAGUCCCGAGCAGCACUGUCUUUGCUGGGAUACUGCCACUUCCAGAUGCAGGAUUUUGUGAAUGCUUCUGACUGCUACGAACAGCUGAGCUAUAUGCAUCCCGAGGUGGAAGAGUACAAGUUGUACUAUGCCCAGUCACUAUACAAAGCCUGCCUCUUCACCGAGGCCAUGAAGGUGGCCUGCCAGAUAGAUAACCCUCAAUACCAAGGGCAGAUUACUAAACUCCAGGCUGCAAUCAAGUAUGGAGAGGAGGACCUCCCUGGUUCUAAGAGUCUUGUAGAGCAGUGCCCUGCAGAUGAUCCUGACACUGAAAUAAAUUUGGGAUGUCUUCUCUUCAAGGACAACAGAUUUGAGGAAGCCUGUCAGAAGUUCACCACUGCCAUGCAGAUCCUAGGAUAUAGACCUGAUCUGUCCUAUAACAUAGCACUGUGUCACUACCAGCUGAAACAGUAUGCACCAGCCCUUAAACACAUCGCUGACAUCAUAGAGAAGGGUAUCAGAGAACACCCAGAACUGAGCGUAGGGAUGACAACAGAAGGAAUUGAUGUCCGCAGUGUAGGAAAUACACUGAUUCUACACGAGACUGCUCUCAUUGAAGCCUUCAAUCUCAAGGCUGCCAUUGAGUACCAGCUGAAAAACUUUGAGGCUGCCUGUGAGGCAUUGACUGACAUGCCGCCACGCUCUGAGGAGGAGCUAGAUGCAGUCACCCUCCACAAUCAGGCACUCAUGAACAUGGAACUCACACCUACAAAAGGAUUUGAAAAAAUGCAAUUUCUUCUUCAACAAAAUCCUUUCCCACCAGAAACAUUUGGGAAUCUUCUGCUAUUAUAUGUUAAGUAUGAAUACUAUGAUCUGGCUGCAGAUGUGUUGGCAGAAAAUGCUCAUUUGACCUACAAGUAUUUGACACCUUAUAUGUAUGACUUCUUGGAAGCUGUGAUAACCAGGCAGACUUCACCAGAGGAGGCUUACAGAAAAUUGGAUGAGAUGGCUACAAGUCAAACAGAAACUCUGCGCAAGUUAACUAAACAGGUCCAGGAAGCGAGACAGAACCACGAUGAUGAGGCAGUAAAGAGGGCAGUCAAUGACUAUGACGAGGCCCUGGAGAGGUACAUUCCUGUCCUGAUGCAACAGGCCAAGAUCUACUGGGAUAUGGAAAACUACCAACAGGUGGAGAAAAUCUUCAGGAAAUCAGUGGAAUUCUGUAAUGAACAUGACAUAUGGAAACUCAAUGUAGCCCAUGUACUCUUUAUGCAGGAAAACAAAUACAAAGAGUCCUCCGGCUUCUAUGAACCUAUUGUGAAAAAGAAUUAUGAUAAUAUCCUGAAUGUGAGUGCUAUAGUGCUGGCUAACCUGUGUGUGUCCUACAUCAUGACCAGUCAGAAUGAAGAGGCAGAAGAGCUGAUGAGGAAGAUAGAGAAGGAGGAGGAGCAAGUGGCUUAUGAUGAUCCAGAAAAGAAAAUAUUCCACCUGUGUAUCGUUAACCUUGUCAUAGGGACACUCUACUGUGCUAAAGGAAACUAUGAGUUUGGAAUCUCCAGGGUGAUCAAGAGUCUGGAGCCGUACCAGAAGAAGCUUGGUACAGACACCUGGUACUAUGCCAAGCGUUGUUUCCUUUCCUUGAUAGAGAAUAUGUCCAAACACAUGAUAAUGAUGAGGGACUCCGUGGUCCAGGAAUGUGUUGCCUUCCUCGAGUGCUGUGAAAUGUAUGGACGCGAUGUCAAAGCUAUGAUAGAACAGCCCCUUGAAGCUGAGCCAAUGCACCCAGGCAAAAAUACUGUCACGUACGAAGCUAGGAUCCUGAAAAACCUGCUUCUUCAGUUAGUUUGAAGAAUUUUGUCUCAAUUAGAUAUGGACAAUUUUACUCUUAAUUUAUAACAAUAUAAAACAAAGACUGUGCAACAAUCUGUGUUUGACUGUGUUUCUCAAUGGAACAAUGUCUCUCAUUUAUGGUAAAAUGUUACUGUUUACAGCGAAAUGCAAAUGUUAUUUUUAGAAUAUAUCUGUGAUAAAGUAUUAUCAGUUGUAAUUACUGAGUUUUGUAUUCCUGUUCUAUGGGGAAAAAAUAAAUUCGUUUUGUGAAAGAUG